CCUGCGACCGCAUCCCACAGUCUGAGCGGAGAAACACGGUUGCCAUGGCGAGAAACCUGAUCUUCUACUGCUGCAUCGUGGCCGUCGUUGCCGUUUCGGUGAAAGCUGAAGACAAGCUGGACAACCUGAACGUGGACGAGAUACUCAACAACGACCGCCUCUUGAAAUCCUACAUCCAGUGCGUCCUCGAUGCAGACGACGGAAAGUGCACUACAGAGGGCAAGGAGAUCAAAAGCAGAGUGCCAAAACUGGUGUCGACGGGGUGCAGCGACUGCACGCCUAGCCAGCUGGAGAGAGCUGUCAAGAUCCUGAAGCACAUCACAGAGAGGCACCCUGCAGAGUGGACCAAGCUGAAGGCCAAGUACGACCCCACGGGCGAGUACAGCAAGAAGUAUGCCGAGGCCUGGAAGGAGCGGGGCGUCAAUUUCUGAUCGCCGCACCAGAACGACUCAGCUCUCAGCUGUUACCCAGAAUUCAACAGUAGAUCCUGUCUCUUUCCAGGAACUUUCCCACUACCGUGAAUUCAUGUGGUAACUUCGUCCAAUUUUAUCACUGAACGGAAUUUCUAAAGCUACACUUGUUCACAAUAUUCCAGACAUUAUCAUAUGAAAUAAAAAUUAAUCGUUAAA
Schistocerca americana (American grasshopper) is the source of this 629-nucleotide messenger RNA. RefSeq names its product ejaculatory bulb-specific protein 3-like. The transcript has 2 exons. NCBI's taxonomy places the organism in Eukaryota, Metazoa, Arthropoda, Insecta, Orthoptera, Acrididae. The coding region runs from base 45 to 431 and encodes 128 amino acids. The record is from RefSeq and is a predicted model, not a curated record.